AUGAAUAUUACACAGAACCAAACCGGCUCCGAGUCUCCAAUCAAUGAGGCCCAGUGCGUGUACAUUCGCCAGGAGGAAUACGACAGUCUGCUCACAAUUGCCCAUCAAUAUGUUUGUCUGCGCCAAAGCCUCACUGAUCGAGGGGUUGAUGAUGCCACUCUGAAUUCUCUGUGUGUACCACCAGCUGAAAGUUCGCCGGCUUGUACCCAUGAUCAGCCUGACCCUUCGACUCCGACUUCUUUCGUGCUCAAUGCCAAUGCAUAUCCCUAUCAGAAGCGAUCAAGCGCAACCAUGGAACUCCGCAAUGAGAAGCAAGGGCUACACAAGAAAGAGAAUCGACAUUCUAAUAUCUCGGAUCGACCUUCCACCAAACCAGGUGCUCUACGUAUCUCGACAAGCGACCAAUCACCACUUGGUGAUCUUCAGAAAAACAGCAGACAAAGAGAGUCCAGCCGAUGGCUGGAUUGUUCCGCCCAGAGGUCAGUCCAACUCCUGAACUUGACUCCUGGAGUUACAUAUGGAGAUGUAUCUGCAGUUGUUCGAGGCGGCCCUCUUCUGGAGAUCUUCCUUCGAUCAAAGGAGAAUUCCGCGACAGUCUCUUUCGUUCAAGAAGCUGACGCCGUGGCCUUUCUCGAACACUCUCGGACGUAUGGUCUAUACAUCAAGGACCGUAAAAUCCACACCAGAUGGUCCGACCAUCAGUACGUCGUGAAGGGCCAAGUUGUCUAUCACGUCACCAGAGGCGCUUCUCGAAAUUUUGUCAUCCGCAAGCGGGAUCCCAAUCUCACUACACAGGGCAUUCGUGAUGAUCUCGAGCAUAUUCAUAACCUCCACGUGAUUGGUAUUGAAAUGGAUAAAGACAACUGUUUUGUCAGCACAAGUGCGAUUCACGCUGCCAUUUUUGCUCGAAACUGUCUACAGAGCCGGCUGGAAUACAAGAAUUCCCGUAUUGAAUGGGUCGCCGAUGAAUGUGCUCAACCACUGGAAAGUUUAUCAUAUCAGACUCCAGCGCCAGCUUUGGCUCCAGCCUCGACUUCAACCCCUGAGGCAAAGUCAGAGACGCUACCGUCACGCAAGAAUCUUAUGGGCAAUCGAUUUCGCGUACUGAAUCUUUCCGACACCGACGGAAGUAAUGGUGAUGAUUCUUCAGACGAUACACUCUAA
Messenger RNA from Fusarium sp. VM40, 1164 nucleotides. The record is from the annotation of a GenBank genome assembly. NCBI's taxonomy places the organism in Eukaryota, Fungi, Ascomycota, Sordariomycetes, Hypocreales, Nectriaceae.